This is a messenger RNA of Pelmatolapia mariae (spotted tilapia), 1974 nucleotides long. RefSeq names its product TAF9 RNA polymerase II, TATA box binding protein (TBP)-associated factor (gene taf9). Gene Ontology annotation, cellular component: SAGA complex; transcription factor TFIID complex. The transcript has 7 exons. NCBI's taxonomy places the organism in Eukaryota, Metazoa, Chordata, Actinopteri, Cichliformes, Cichlidae. Gene Ontology annotation, biological process: DNA-templated transcription initiation; RNA polymerase II preinitiation complex assembly. Gene Ontology annotation, molecular function: RNA polymerase II general transcription initiation factor activity; protein heterodimerization activity; transcription coactivator activity. Bases 64 to 807 code for a protein of 247 amino acids. The record is from RefSeq and is a predicted model, not a curated record.
GGCUCAGAUGUGAACGGAAACAGUAGAAGAAGAGGAAGCGAAGGCGCAGCGAGGGAAGUUAAAAUGUCUGCUCCGAAAACAAUCCCGAAAGAUGCUCAGGUGAUGAUCCAGAUCCUGAAGGACAUGGGAAUCACAGAGUAUGAGCCCAGAGUCAUCAACCAGAUGCUGGAGUUCACCUACAGAUACGUGACCACCAUCAUCGAAGAUGCCAAAACCUACGCCUCACACGCCAACAAGUCCAACGUGGACGCCGACGACAUCAGACUGGCCAUCCAGUGCCGCAUGGAUCAGUCGUUCACCUCACCGCCGCCACGAGAUUUCCUGUUGGAGGUUGCCAGGCAGAAGAACCAGACCCCCCUCCCUCUCAUCAAACCCUACACCGGCCCCCGGCUGCCCCCAGACCGCUACUGUCUGACUGCCCCCAACUACAGACUCAAGUCCAUACAGAAGAAGGUGUCGUCGUCUGCCAGCAGGAUAUCGGUGCCUCGCCUCAGUGUCGGCGCCGUCACCAGCAGGCCGACCACGCCCACGCUCGGGACGCCGUCUGUGCAGUCGGUCACCACUAAAGUCGGGACUCCAGUGUCUUUGACGGGUCAGAGGUUCACCGUGCAGAUCCCGCCGCCCUCUCAGACGACCACCACCAAACCCACAACGCCAUCCACACCCGCUGUCUCCAACGUCCUCAUCAACCCAUCUCUGAUUGGCUCCAAGAACAUCCUCAUUACGACCAACAUGGUGUCACAGAACUCCGGCGGAGAGUCACUGAAGAGGAAGCAUGAAGACGACGACGACUACGACGCUUUAUGACGCUGAAUGCGAUGUCGCCAUCGCCACUUUUGUACUGACCUUUAAAAAAAUAAUCUCAGCAGAGACUGUAGGAGGCUCCUGACAGUUUGUUUGAGAGGAACACGACGCCUGCUCACAGCGGGACUGAAGCUGGACUGUGGGUUCAAAGCUGCAGGGGGAAGGAAAAGUGAAGUGAUUCUCAAUAAAAUGAAUAAAAGAUGUGAUCACGUCUGUUUGUUGGAACCCAAAAUUUACAUUUAGAACAAGAAGAGUUUUUAACUUAUAAAUCUGAAGGUGUUUCACGUUUGAGUCCUGUAGUGAAAAAUGUUAACUUCUGAAAAAAAAAUCCCUAAAACAUUUAAGUCAAACGUUUGUGGGUCUUUUUUUUUUUUUAUGAAAUUGAUGAAAACCAAUAAUUCCACUAAUAUCCAGCAGUGAGUCACUCCUCAUAGAUUCACAUGUUAAAACUUUACAGCAGAAUUAUGUUUACAGACGUAUGCACAAACUGUUUGAUAAUUUAAUCCUGAACAACUGUACAUCAAGGUGGUGAUACUCUUUUUUUAAUAUAAUACAUUUCUUUAUAUUAUGGUGUAAGUACUUUUUGGUAACGGCAUCUGGAUGUUUGACAGUAUCAGAUUAAGAAUGAUGGAGGGAUCCUUCACUGUAACACAGACAGUUUUGUGGUUUAAUGAGAAACUGCAUGUUAAAAUAGACUGAAUACAAUUAUAUAGUUCUGAAAAUGGUAGGGGUUACUUUAGUCAGAAAACAUGAGUACACGUUUAAAAAGCCUUUAAAGGCUCGACCUGAACUAUUUUACUCCCCCUUGAUUUAUAAAAAUGUAAUAAAGAGACCAGAUUGGGGGGGUUGUGUUUUCUUACUGGUGUGGAGUUCCACAGGGCUCUAUCAUGGGUCCUCUACUUUUUGUUCAAACAUUGUAGUUGUGACUUUCAUUGUGUUGCUUUAGUUUUUAUUGGGUCCUCAAUGAUAUGUUUUAAGAUGUUGUAUACAGGGGAAAUGCAGUAAUUCAGUUUGCCAUGUACUAUUCUGCUUUAAUGUGUUCUGAUGAAAAGUAUGUUUUAUCAGGAAAAAAAAAAAGAUCUUCACCCAGUACAAGUUACCUUUAGCAUAAUUUAGCCUUGGAAGAGACACUGAACAUUAAAAUAAUUGAGACUUCUCUCCUGUGAGACA